This is a messenger RNA of Biomphalaria glabrata, 2339 nucleotides long. RefSeq names its product peptidase inhibitor 16-like. The record is from RefSeq and is a predicted model, not a curated record. NCBI's taxonomy places the organism in Eukaryota, Metazoa, Mollusca, Gastropoda, Planorbidae. The transcript is spliced from 7 exons. Bases 189 to 995 code for a protein of 268 amino acids.
AUAAAUAAAGAUAGCCCCCCACAACUUGUUAUUAUUCACUGCAUACUUCUGCAAAGUGCGAGACGCGUCACGCUAAUGAUAAGUCUAUUGUCUGUUGUACCGUGGUUCUUGUUGACACAGCUCGUAUCGCUGUUGGAUUAGUUGGCGUUUUUGAGAAGCUCUAGGUCCACAUCUAAAACCGGCACUGAAUGGAGGCCAAGACUUUUGUUGUUUGCUUGCUGGCUCUGUACUUUGUGUGUUUGGUGUCUGCCAAAGGUGGACGCCGUGAAGGACACAAGAAGUUGAGACCAUCAAGAAGUAUCUACAGAAGACCUGGUCAGUUUCGUCUGUCCAGUUCGUCCCAGAAAACUUCGUUCACCGAAGAGGAGAAGAGUAAACUUUUGAACCUUCACAAUGCUUAUAGAAGUAUGGUGAUUCCACAAGCAGCGAAUAUGAGAGAACUGAUAUGGGACAAAGACCUCGAAGAGUUUGCCAAGGACCAUGUUCAGAACUGUACAGGGGCACACAGUCAUAGGUCGAUGGUGAAAAGGUGGAAACCAAAUGAACCAAACUCUUGGAAGGAAUGGAGCUAUAUGGGAGAAGUUCUCUACUACAGAUACAGUCAUUGGUACAGUAUUGAAGAAGCUAUGUGGAUGUGGUGGUCAGAAGGUAAAGAUUACGACAUUACAACCAACACUUGUGUCAAGGGAAAAGAAUGUGGACAUUACCUAGUUAUGACAACUGCUGCCAACUCCAGAGUAGGCUGCUCCAUUAAUGUUUGUCAAAAAUUCAGUGUAAGCAAAUACCCAACUCCAGCUACAUUCAUGGCCUGUGUCUAUGAUGCUCCGUACUUCCACACUGACAGGCCGUACAAAGUAGGAGACGUCUGCUCGGAAUGCACCAGACAAAAACAAGGUUAUCACUUCCAGUAUUGUCGUCACCAACUCUGCAUUGGACCAGAACAAAGAUUUAGGAAAGUGGGUUUUAGCGGCAACACAUCAGUAACAGGAAUAUAAAAGUUGAAGCUGGUCAAGCUACUGGACUAAAUACUGUCUUACACUUAAAUAUAAUCAAAAUGUUUUUGUAAACAACUUGUUCAUAAUGUCUAUGCGAUAUUUUUUUUUUAUUGUACGUGUGAAGGAGCAUCACAAUUAUCUUCUCUUGAAAGUUAUAUUGAUAAUCUUCAAUGUUACAACAUGUAUUUUACUUUCUUGUUUUAAAUCUUUAAAACUAUUCUUGUAUAACAAUCUAGACUUUUGUUUAUCAACAAUCUAGACUUUAUUAAUCAACAAUCUAGACAUUUGUUUAUCAACAAUCUAGACUUUAUUAACCAACGAUCAAGACAUUUGUUUAUCUUGGACUGCAACGUAAACAUUCCUAUUCUAUAUACACCGAUGUCUAGAUUCAAUUUCUUCAUCGUCCUACUGUAGUACACGUGGACUGCCCAUUCCUUAUUGCAGGGUCCGACAACUUGCGCCCACAUGUAAGUGGACAAGUUUCAACAUUGAGUCACAGUAGCAGAAUUUAACUGGGAGGACUGCAAAGCAACAAUUAUCCGUUGCUGAGGAAUUUAGCGACGCUAAUUCUUCUUACAUUUGCCAGCUAAUACAUUUAUGUUCACUUUAAUGAACUUACUUAAGAAUAGGCUGUGCUAGAGGAGCUCCGUGAAGCAUAAGCAUUGAAAAAUGUACAGUGGCAACAUAUGGCUUUGUAGAUAUGACGUUAGUACCAUGUAAAUAAAAUAAAGCCAAAAAAAUACAUGACAUUUAAAUAUUAUUAUCUACUUGUGAUAGUUUCGAUCAAAAAGAAGAUAGUUGUUAUGCAUGUAUUUGUUCCUAAUGCAGAAUUCACAGAUAAUUUUUAAUUUUUUUUUACCAAAUUAAUGGUUGUACUUUCCCGUAAAAGUCCUUUUAAAAACAUUCAAAGACAUGCAUGCACUGUUUGACUUAUCUACUGAGUAAACUACAUUGAGAAUGAUUAGAGUCAAGCGUAUAACGUGUCCAAUUUUUUUAUCAAAGUUUCAUUUGGAUCCCCAUGAGGUUUUUAAGGAAAUUGUGUGACCCACCAUUUCAAAAAAAUUGCCGACCCCUGCUAUAAAUAGAUGCAUGUAAAACGUCUACCAGUAAAAUUAAAAAUCACUAUUCACAUAUUCUCUGGAUGUGGCAAAAUAUGUAGGUCGCCGCUGGGUCUACGUAUCCAUCUGAAAUACUACACUCCUCAUUAAUCUUCGUACUCCAAGACAUCCCUUAUUAAUAAUCAUAAAUGUGUCAUUCCUGUUUUUUUUGUUGUAGUUAACAAAUCUUGUAUAGGGCCUACAUUGCUAUUCAAUAAUAUCAGUAAAAAAAUUAUAGAAAAUUGAA